AUGCCUCAAAACGAGUACAUGCAAAGAUGGCAACGCCUUUAUGGCCAACGCCUCGACCACCACGAGCGUGCCCGCAAGCGUGCCGCCCGUGAAGGCCACGAUGCCUCCGAGAAGGCCCAGAACCUGCGCGGCCUCCGCGCCAAGAUGUACGCCGAAAAGCGCCACAAGGAGAAGAUCCAGUUGCGCAAGCAGAUCAAAGCCCACGAGGAACGUAACAUCAAGGCUGCCGCCCCAGAUGCUGACCCAGCCAACCCCGUCCCCGCCUACCUGCUCGACCGCAACAACCCUACCUCCGCAAAGGCUCUUAGUUCAGCUAUCAAGAACAAACGCGCUGAGAAGGCUGCACGGUUUGCAGUGCCCCUGCCGAAAGUCCGCGGGAUUUCUGAGGAGGAAAUGUUCAAGGUGAUAAACACGGGAAAGAAGACACACAAGAAAGGCUGGAAACGCAUGGUUACAAAGCCCACCUUUGUCGGCCAGGACUUCACAAGCAAGUUCUCACCCUCACCUCCUUUCGUGGCCCCUCUCUUGCCGCAGCAUGUCAAGAAGAACCCGCAGAAUCCCUUGUACACUCAACUGGGCGUACUGACAAAAGGCACCGUCGUGGAGGUGAAUGUGAGCGAGUUGGGUAUGACAAGCACCUCUGGCAAGGUGGUUUGGGGCCGCUGGGCGCAGAUCACGAACAAUCCCGAGAACGAUGGCUGUGUAAACGCUCUUCUGCUUAUUUAA
Molecule: messenger RNA, 726 nt
Organism: Diaporthe amygdali
Lineage: Eukaryota; Fungi; Ascomycota; Sordariomycetes; Diaporthales; Diaporthaceae
Product: Ribosome biogenesis protein nsa2
Exons: 3
Coding region: 1-726 (241 amino acids)
Biological process (GO): maturation of 5.8S rRNA; maturation of LSU-rRNA
Cellular component (GO): nucleolus; preribosome, large subunit precursor
Source: RefSeq, a predicted model, not a curated record